Molecule: messenger RNA, 3213 nt
Organism: Cyphellophora attinorum
Lineage: Eukaryota; Fungi; Ascomycota; Eurotiomycetes; Chaetothyriales; Cyphellophoraceae
Product: Manganese-transporting ATPase 1
Exons: 1
Coding region: 1-3213 (1070 amino acids)
Biological process (GO): intracellular calcium ion homeostasis
Cellular component (GO): endoplasmic reticulum membrane
Molecular function (GO): P-type ion transporter activity; ATP binding; ATP hydrolysis activity
Source: RefSeq, a predicted model, not a curated record
AUGUCUAUCAAACCUUACGAUCUAUACGUCUAUCGUGCUGGCAAAUGGAUCGAGAUCAAGAGUGACAAACUGCUACCUGGCGACCUGGCUUCUGUUGGCCGCACUGGUGAAGAUUCGGGAGUCGCUUGCGAUAUGCUCCUCAUUGAAGGCACAGCGAUUGUCAAUGAAGCCAUGUUGUCCGGCGAGAGCACACCACUGCUCAAAGAAUCGGUUCAGCUUCGUCCAGGCGAUGCGCGUAUCGAACCAGAAGGGAUUGACAAGAAUGCAUUCCUUUGGGGUGGUACCAAGGUUCUGCAGAUCACUCAUCCUGCACCAGUCGAAGGCACAGAAGUAUCAAAAAGUCUCCCGUCCGGUGUUCCACGCCCUCCUGACAAUGGCGCUGUGGCUGUCGUUCAAAAGACAGGGUUCGAGACGAAUCAGGGUAGUCUGGUCCGCACAAUGAUCUUCGCAACCGAGAGAGUUUCAGCGAACAACGCCGAGGCUCUCUGGUUCAUCCUGUUCUUGCUGGUCUUCGCGCUCGCAGCAUCAUGGUAUGUGUGGCAAGAGGGCGUCCGGAAUGAUCGCAAGCGGUCGAAGUUGCUCCUUGACUGCAUUCUCAUCGUCACCAGUGUGGUGCCACCUGAGCUUCCCAUGGAACUUUCUCUCGCCGUCGAUACCAGUCUAGCAGCACUCAGCAAAUUUGCCAUAUUCUGUACAGAGCCAUUCCGCAUUCCGUUUGCUGGCCGGGUGGACGUUGCUUGCUUCGACAAGACUGGCACGCUGACUGGUGAGGAUCUUGUCGUGGAAGGCGUCGCUGGCCUUACUCUCAACCAAGAAGGAGCGCCCAAAGAAGCCGACGGUGCACAGUCCGCCAUCGUAAAGGUCCCGGAGGUAGGAGUGUUCACAACUCUAGUACUGGCAACUGCACAUGCCCUAGUCAAACUUGAUGAGGGCGACAUUGUCGGAGACCCGAUGGAAAAGGCCACUUUGACUGCCCUUAAUUGGUCGCUGGGCAGUAACGACACGCUUACCAGCACCCCGCCUCCUAGAAACAAGAAGCAUGCUCCUAUCAAUACCUCAGCCGCCCACAUUGUGCAAAUCAAGCGCCGCUUCCAGUUUUCGUCCGCUUUGAAGCGGCAAAGCUCGGUAGCGGUGGUGCUCAUGACUGAUCCUCGGACGGGCAAGAAGGCGAAGGGCACUUUCGUUGCAGUCAAAGGAGCACCGGAGACUAUUCGAAAGAUGCUUGUUGACAUCCCUCCGAAGUAUGAAGAGACGUUCAAGUACUUCACUCGUAACGGCGCCAGAGUGCUCGCACUUGCUUACAAGUACAUCUCUACCGAGGGUGAAGUUGGUCAGAAGAGAAUCAAUGACCUAAAGCGCGAAGAGGUCGAGAAGGACUUGCACUUCGCUGGAUUUCUGGUUCUUCAGACACCACUCAAAGACGAUGCUGUCAAGGCUGUCCAGAUGCUCAACGAGAGUAGCCACCGCGUCGUCAUGAUUACCGGUGAUAAUCCUUUGACUGCAGUCCAUGUGGCUCGCCAGGUGGAGAUUGUCGAUCGUGAUUGCUUGAUUCUUGAUGCACCUGAGAACGAUGAUAGUGGCACGAAACUGGUCUGGAAGAGCGUCGACGAAAAGACUGUCAUUCCGGUGGACCCCACAGCGGACAUUGAUCCGAAAAUCCUCCAGAACAACGAUCUCUGUGUUACAGGCUAUGCGCUGUCGAAGUUCACCGGACAGAAGGGCUGGUAUUCUUUGAUCAGACAUGUUUGGGUCUACGCUCGCGUGUCGCCGAAGCAGAAGGAAGAGAUUCUGAUCGGGCUGAAGGACAUGGGCUACACAACACUGAUGGCUGGUGAUGGUACGAACGAUGUUGGCGCACUCAAGCAAGCGCAUAUCGGUGUAGCUCUGCUCAACGGCUCGACAGAUGAUCUCAAAUCAAUCUCGGACCACUUCCGGCACAAUAAAAUGAAAGAGAUCUACGAGAAGCAAGCUGCGAUGAUGAAGCGUUUCAACCAGCCAGCACCUCCAAUUCCUAUCGGCAUUGCUCACAUGUAUCCGCCAGGACCAAGCAAUCCUCACUAUGACAAGGCAAUGAAGCAGAUCGCAGACGCAAAGGGUCUUACGCUUGAGGAUCAACCAAAUGGUGCUGCGGCGAACGGUGCAGUAGAGGAAGUCAUCUCGCCUGGCGCAAAGGCCCUGCAGCAGGCUGAUGCGAGCUUGACGCCACAGCAGCGGAAGCAGAAGGAAGCCGCGCAGAAGGCUGCCGGAUGGGCUGACAAGCUCACAUCGAGCAUGCUUCAGCAAGAGCUCGAGGACGCUGAGCCGCCGACUAUCAAGCUAGGUGACGCCUCAGUCGCAGCGCCUUUUACCAGUAAACUUGCCAACGUUGUGGCGAUCCCGAACAUCAUCAGACAAGGCCGGUGCACCCUGGUCGCUACAAUUCAGAUGUACAAGAUCCUGGCGCUCAACUGUUUGAUCAGCGCUUACAGCCUGUCUGUGAUUUAUCUUGCUGGUAUCAAGUUUGGCGACAGUCAGGUCACCAUCAGCGGCAUGUUGAUGUCAGUCUGCUUCCUGUCAAUCUCUCGAGCGAAACCUGUGGAAGCAUUGUCGCGUGAACGACCUCAGUCCAAUAUUCUCAACAUGUACAUUCUCGGUUCCGUACUGAGUCAGUUCGCGAUACAUUGCGGAACCUUGAUUCACCUGUCAAACACAGUGUACAAAUUCGAGCCACGGGACGAAGAGGUUGAUCUCGAGGGCGAGUUCGCGCCUUCACUGCUCAACAGCUCUGUGUAUCUGAUGCAACUCAUUCAGCAAGUCUCGACCUUUGCUAUCAACUACCAAGGACGCCCAUUCCGAGAAAGCAUUCGUGAGAACAAAGGCAUGUUCUGGGGCUUGGUCGCUUGCUCAUUCGUUGCAUUCGCUGGUGCUACCGAAUUCAUGCCCGAGCUCAACGAGCAGCUAAGCCUGGUCAAAUUCCCUGUGGGAUUCAAAUCGACUCUUGUAUGGCUCAUGAUCAUCGACUACUUCGGUUGCUACUUCUGCGAGUACGUCUUCAAGCAGCUCUUCUCUGAUUUCAAGGAGAAGGACAUCUCUGUAAAGCGUCCAGAGCAGACCGCAAGGUACGAGAAACGCAAGGCAGAAGCGAUUGCGAAGGCGGAACGCGAGCGGAUUGAGGCGAUCGAGAAGGCACGAGGUGUCGCUGACAGCCAGGGGCCUCCAAGACUAGGCAAAUAG